This is a messenger RNA of Musa acuminata AAA Group (dessert banana), 1389 nucleotides long. RefSeq names its product protein LAX PANICLE 2-like. The record is from RefSeq and is a predicted model, not a curated record. Gene Ontology annotation, biological process: multicellular organism development. The transcript is spliced from 5 exons. Lineage: Eukaryota; Viridiplantae; Streptophyta; Magnoliopsida; Zingiberales; Musaceae. Bases 265 to 1152 code for a protein of 295 amino acids.
UCUAACACAUCAGCCACAAGUCAUCUCUCUCUCUCUCUCUCUCUCUCUCUUCGUUUCUCAGGCACAAGGAAUCAAUGGAAAGUGAGAUCUCAAGGCUCUCCUCCCUCUGUGAUCCUCUAGUAGAUUGUUAGUGAAUUCUCUCUCUCUCUCUCUCUCUACAGAAUUCAUUUCCUUAGCUAAGUUACAAACUUCAAGGAAUUUGUAGAGAAACAGAAGAGGAUCAGGAUUCCAAGGUUGGUUGACCACUAUCAUCAAUAUGAGACUAUGGCCCCGGCGAUGAACCUCCUCCGGCCAACCCACUGCGAUGGCUACGGUAGCGCCUACUUCGACGACAGUCGACUGGAUCAUGAACAAGCAUCGGGUCUGAUGGCUGACAAGGCCACUGGAACCAGCGACGGACACGAAGAGGGGGACAAGAUCGGAAAAGAAGCCUCCAAGGCCGAUGGCGACGACGGCCGCGGGGGAUGGCUCCAACUGAGCAUCGGAGGCGGCCGUCGCUCCAACUAUCCCAAACUACAAGAUCCUUCGCCGGUGCUGGAUCCGUCAAGUAGCAACGGUAGGAAUAAGGGCGAUCCACCGGAGUUCCACUUGUUCUGCCGCAGACCCUCCGAGCCACCUCCGGCCUUGGCGCCGCCGCUGUUCCCUGCGAUCAUGGGAGGGUACUGCCACCAAUGGCCGGAGUAUCCAAGCCCAAGCUCCACGGCGAGAACAUUCACUCCGUCGAGCAGCAGCCGGGGCCAGUUCGUGUGCCCGUCGGCUAGGUUCAGCUCGCCGCUGCGGCUCGACGGGGAGAUGAGGGUGGUGAGCCAGCCACGUCGGCCGCAGACGGGCAUGUGGCUCGUUCUCCAAGCAGCACAAGACCAGGUAAAGGAGCCUUUCCUGCCUCAGAUACCCAAGAGCUACUUGAGGAUCAAGGAUGGAAGGAUGACAAUUAGGCUGUUGAUGAGGUACUUGGCUAGUAAGCUUGGGUUGGAGGAUGACUCACAGGUGGAGAUUACUUGUCGAGGUCAGCAGCUUUCUCCUUUCUUGACACUAAUAUAUGUUCGGGACAACAUCUGGUGUUCACUGGAAGCAGUGGAGCUGCACACAGACACAUCUAGCACCAAAUAUGUCAUGAACCUCCUUUACAGAAGCAGAGGCAGAUGCAGAUAGAAUGAAUCCUUGCCCUGCUUAAUCGCCGAAUUGAAGUUUUUUUUUUCCUCGAAUGUUGUCUUCAAUGUGUUAUGUCUCUUCACUUAUCGAGCUCCCGGGAAAAAGAAAAAUGGAACUAUGAUCCCAAUCACUAGACCAGAUCAACAUGAUGUUAUAAACCAUAGGUGUAGUGUACUUGGUGCGAAUUCGCUUGAUUUUUUUUCUUCCCUUUCUGGUUCACUAAUUCAAGUUCCUGCU